AGAGUUUACUAGCCAUUGGAAACGCUUGCUACGCCGGCUAAGAGUUUACGAAUGGCUGUCCAUCAAGGGUAAGUGAAGCAAAAAGGCUUUUGUUCAUUUCGUCGCUUAUAAUUAACAUGAUCAUUGUUCUUUAAAGGUUAUCUUCAUCCACCACAAAGCAGAUCCUUUGCAGGUAAUGUUGUUCAAUAAAUGUGUGCUUAUACCUGAUAUUCUCCAAGGCUGUGAUAAUUAAAGUCCAAUGCGAGUCUCGUUUUAAAUGUGUUGGUGAAUUUAAACAGUUCCCCACACGUCUCACCAAAGAAUCAGUUUUCUUCUUUGUGGUUGCCCUUUGGAAGUCAUUUAACUGGAUGCGUUUCAUUGUGAUUAUAAUCACUCAAUCAAUCACAAUACUUUAUUCAAGAGAUAAGAAAUAAACAUAAAAUACCUUUUGAAAGGGGAAAUCGAGAGGUUGACCCUAUAAUAUAUAUUAACGACAUAAUGGUCUGUGAUCAGGAUUUAUCAUAUUUCAUAUCACUUGGAUCAUGGUCCAUCACUGGUUUUGGUUUUACAAACCUUUACACACCUCUAAAAACCUUCACACUUUACAGGCUUCUGGUCCAAAAAGAACCCUGUUCAAGACACUAAAUAACGAAAUUCUAUACCCUGUCUGAGGCUCAAGACCCUGAAAAACAUCCUAACUGAUGCCAAAAUGGCCCCCAAAUGAGAUUCCACCCCUCUGGUUCCAGCCAUUUAGAUGGUAGAGAUACAUUUCAAAGUGGUCAGCAUUAGAUCCCAUUGGCCGUAGCCCCUUUCUCCCCUUAUGAAAUUUACACAAUGUAGAACAUAUCACACUUAGAUGAUAUUUCAAGCUGGAAAUGUUCAUGAAAGUGCAAGUUUCUUCAAUUUAAAGGAAAAAAAAUGUUUGAUGUUAAAGACAGUAAGAUUUGAACCCAUGACCCAGGACACCCAGUAUACCACACUAACCACUAGACCACUGAGGAUUUGUUGGCUGGCAGGGAAAUAAUUUAACUACAUAAAGCAUCAACCCCAACCCCCAAAAAAGGACUAACCAGUUUUGAAACAGUGCUUAACUCUAAUCAGUAAAGGUAGUCCUUAACCCUUUAGUAAAGCCAGUGCUUAACCCUAAUCUGUAAAAGCCAGUGCUUAACCCUAAUUAGUAAAGGGGAAAACUAUGUUGUGUAAAUUACAUGAGGUGUCCGAAGGGGCUAAGGUCGAUGGGAUCUAAUAAUAACCUUUCAAAGUGAAGCAAUGCAAUAAAUAAAGGUGAAUCCCUUCCCUUUUUAGCCUGUGAAUACAGCCGUCUCUACUCGCUCCUCACUGAUUGGGAUGUUUCCGGAGAGAUGUCUGUGUGUCAAUGACAGAAAUGCCAUACUGAUGACAUAAAUCAGUGUUUUCAUGAUUAAUCUGGUUGUCAUGGGGUUCCAAAUGUGUCAGAUGUAAAUAUUUUUUGAGUUUAUGUUUCUUCUGAUCUAGUCCUCUACAAACAAGCUGUAGCAAAACUCAGAUGUUUCUUCUGAAGAAGAAUAUAUUCCACAAAUAAUGACUGUUUUGUAGUAGAUUCAUCAGGUUUUCAUUUGACCUUUGUGAUCUUUUAUCCUUGUCUGUCAUUAAGGAUAGCUUUAAGGGGAUUAAUAAUAUUACUAUGUCGACCAAUCAGAGCUCCUGACCAGAUUCUGGGCAGACUUUACAUCAUUAGUAUGGCAUUUCUGUCAUUGAGACACAGACGUCUCUCCCACAAAAUGUCCCCAGGGGUGAGGGGUGAGGAGAGAUUGCUUUAUUCAUGAGCUAUCCACCUUUUCCCUACCUUUUUGUUUUUCACCACAAUGCUCUCAGGCUCUAUUGCACUCCUUCCCCACAGUCUUGAAACAGUCUUAGUCAUGGCUUUAUACUAUAACUGUGUCUAUCCCAAUUAAGGUACUACAUGCAUGGAGUCUGCAGAGAAGGAGAAAAUUGUCAGUAUUCACAUGAUUUAAAAGAUAAACCUUCCAUGGUAGGUUCUUAGAACUGUAGCCUGGGUUUUAAUAUUAUUAGACCCCUACCCUAUUAUAUGCAGACAUUGGCUCAAUUUUAUAUGAAAUUAUUGUCAUGAUCCUGUCAGUAUAUAGAACAUGAUAUGAUGAAUUCCAAGACCUUGGUAUGACAAACAAUAUCUUUCACUCCGUUUACAGUAAAUUGAUUGGGCAGAACUCUAAUAAAAUACUCUAGUUUUUAUAAGCUCAUAUUCCUAGACCCUUGGCUUGUAGGGAUUCCCUGUUUUUUGAUUUGACUUCUCUGAUUUCUUGAAAUUCCCAGAUAAAAGGUGAUUAUUAACUUGCAUUUUUCCCCAAACUUUAGGUCUGUAAGUAUUACCUUCAAGGAGCCUGUUCUUAUGGAAGCAGUUGCCGUUUUGAUCAUGUUAAGCCACCAUCUGCAAGGUUUCUAUGUAAUGUCUAUUAUUUCUAAGUGCAAAAUUGCCAUGGAAAUUUUGUUGUUAUCUUCUACAGAGACAGCAAUUUUAAAAAACAGUCAUUUGGUUUAUUGACACUUCAUGUUAUUUUUUUAUCACAUGCAACAAAUAAUAUACUUAGGUUCGCCAAUGCUGGCAGGGUAACUGCAACAGUAUGGUGCCAAUUACUGCAGGCUUGUAACAGUCUCUUCUCCCAUGAGAGAUAGACCUUCUCAACGGGGGACUACAUCCCCUAUUCUUUACGAACAGUGUGUGCCAUUCUUUAAUGUCCCACAGAUUGUUUUAUAUGUGCAAUGGUUGUGAGACAGGGAUUGCAGUUUGUCUUCCUUAUUCGAGAAGACUAGAAAGUCUAAUCAUUUGCAAAUGCCCUCUCAGCAACCAGCAGCUUCCUUCUCGGUAGACUGGCGCUUAUCCAGACUGAGCUACCCUGGCGGUGUUUGGCAACUUAAGAUGUGAUCUGUGCAUUCUGUUCUGCAGUUUGUACAUUGUAUUAUUUUCUCAGUAGAUUUGAAAAAUCAUGUGGCUCAGUUAUGCCGACCUUCCAUGUCUAAAAAUUUGCUCUCUUUUUAUUAAAACUUUAUACUUUCUUGUCACAGAAUCUCUCUUCCUUCUGCCCUAGCAAAUUAAAAAAACUUCAAAUUUUGUGGAGGCAACGUGCACGUAACAAUAUUACUUACUUUAAACAACUAUUGAAUGAGGUUUUUGUGAUAUCUGGAAUAAUCAAGGUCGACAAAGGGGGGAGUUUCAUAUAUCCCAUGAUGCAUCGCUUCAUACUAUAUUAUCAAGCUUCCGAACGCACAUGAUGCUAUCAGUUCAACAAGGACAUGACAGUUGAACAGCAGUAGAAAGCGACUUGUUCUGCCAAUAAAACUUUCUGUACCUUUGCUGUGUCGAUCUAUUUACGAUUUUCGUUUUACUAUUCCAAAUAUAUCUCUUGUUAAGUCAAAGAGAGUGUUUUGCCCGCCGAUUAUGAGUUAACUAGACUUACGAUAGCAACGCAGUCGACACAAACGUUCUUAGAGGCUAGCGAGGAAGGUCUUUGCUUCAGUACGUCCUGUUUUAACGUGCGUUGACAAAGCUCUCCAUGAAUUAACAGGCGAUUUCCACGACUUGCCUUGAAAUAAAUACAUAUUCUAGGUGUGAGAUUUCUCUUCGUUGCUUGUUUGUGAUCAGGGUGUUCAUAUUGUCAGUUCAAUAAUUCAUCGAUGCAAUACAUCAACCGUACAGCAGUGACUGCACACGCUUUUACUUCAACAAGCUCGGCUUAUGUAGUCGAAAAUACCGAGACCGUUAAAGAGCAAAGUGACGUCUAUCGGAGAUAAAAUUCAAAGCAGGGAAAUAGCUCCAACAAACAAUAAAAAUAACAAAGACAUCUCCAUAUUUUUCGUAACACAACACGAGCUAAGCAUCAUUGUCAAACAUAAACAGAAAAAAGCUUUAUUAAGAAAUGCACAAUACAUUUACAAAAACACCCACUUCUUCACUACAAUGGAUCCUAAAAGAAUUAUAAAAAUGUCUUAAAAGGUUUUAUACGCCGGUUGAGGUCCUACGGCGUGCUAUUCCAUGACAUUUGCUGCCCUGUAUAUUUCAAGUUCCCCACGCGCGGUUGCGACCGGAAGCCACCAUGAGAAACCAAUUUACCUAAAAUAAUGAGACAAAAAAGCUUCAAUAACUAUAAACCAUUGAAUUUAAACAUUCAUCAUACCCUCAAGAGAUAAUAUUUGUGUUUUGAUCAACGAAAAAAGGGCGAAUUCAAGAGAAAAUGUCCCAUCUUCGCGGGACUUAGCAUAAAGAAAUUGAAACCUUCGUCUUGAAUCUUAGUGGAGAAAGGGUAGAAAAUGCGAUAUUUCAAAACGAUCAAACCCAUAAAAAUCGCGAGGUCGAAAGAGGUCGGAGCUUGGAACUGGUAUCAAGCAGCCCUUGUCCGCCGAUUUAAAUAAUUUAUUAGGGCAAAACCUUGCUAGAAUAAAGACAGUUCUCGAUAACUGAAAGUCAUCUAAAUAAAUAUUCACUUGCGAGUUAAAACAGCAUGGCUUAACGGGGUCGUAAACGAGAGCAAUAAUGCGUGAAAUGACCAUGGGACCAUUUUACAUUAUUAAUAAGAUACCAAAGAUUAACAGGGCUCAUUAAAACUUACCUUGGAUGAGCUGCAUCUUGAAAUUCAGGUCGUUGAAAAUCUCCCUCGAAACCCUCGAACGCUCUUUCCACCGCGGAGAGAAGAGACAAAUUUGCCGCGAAGCAUCAUGGGAUAUAUGAAAUUCCCCCCUUUAAGGUCGACAUAAGUAUUAGCCGAGCCAAAGGCCGAGGCUGAUAACACUUACCGAGACCUUGAUUAUUAAAUUAGUGUAUCACAAACCUGAAUCUAAUAAUUGUUUUACUAUACAUUGUUUUGAAGAAAAUAAUGACAAACACAGCGUUGCAAGGAACCUGAAUUGAUAUUGCUAUUGGAAUUCAUGCAUCGUGCCUGCAAUGUACAGAUUAGUCAGUAUCUGUAGGUUGUGCUGAUGAGUACAAUGUAUAAUAGUACUUAUUAGCAACACCAACAAUGUUUUGCUUUGCAAAUGCAUCACCAUUUGAGCAGACAUAUAGACAUAGAGCUACAUAUGAUACUAGUUUCUCUUUGUUGGAGGGACUAUGUUACUACAAUGUCUUCUAUUUGUACAGGACAAAGAGUGCUUCUGGCCCUAAGCCAGUACCUUUAUUACCACGAAACAGAGAGGAAAAUAAAGAGAACCAUAAGGUACUAAAAAUAAGAAUAUUAUAUACCAAUUGUCUAGCCAUAUAAUAUACAAGCAGUAUAGCAUGGUCACAUGUCACAGAAAAUUUCUUUUAAGGCUUUUUGGGUCAGGCUGUUGUUGAAAUAAUUGGGAAAAAGUGUCCAUUGAAUGUGCAAUAAUUGCAUUGUUAAUGGCACCAUGUUAACAAUCCCAACCGUGAUGUACGAUCGCAAUAACAUGUAUUAAGUCACUGGUUAUUUCCAAAGAAAUUGUAGUUGCAACAAUUACUAUUGAUGAAAUGACCAUUGUUGAGAUUGAGUAGCCAAUUUAGAAUGAUCACAUUCAGACAAAGCAUUGCAUGACCAGUUUUAAUUUUGGAAGUAUCAUCUUGUUCUAACUUCCUCCACCAUGCAGGGUCCUCCUUGUUUGUUAUGUGUAGAUGAUCAUGGAUGAUUUUAACCUGAGAUCAGGCACAAUUUUAGUUUCGCUUUGUAAUAAUAUUCCGGCGGACAAGGCAAAACAAGAGAGAAUGUAUGAGAACCGCUAAAAUUGGGCCUGAUCUCAGGUUAGGAUGAUUUAGAGGAGGGCAGACCUUUUGUUUGAAAUUGUGUUAACUUAAAAGCAUUUUUAGUAACAGGGCUGUCAUUAAGGGCUAGGGGCUGGGGAUUUUCCCCGGCUACUAUAAAGAUGACCCCCGCCUACUUUUGUAGGGAAAUAGAAGAAAAAUAGAACCAAACAAAAUCCCUAGUUGUUGGAUUCCCUGUCUACUUGUAUCAUUAGCCUGGCAACUUGAAAUUUUAAUGACAUCCCUGAGUAAAACCUGUCGUCUAGAGUCUUUCAAUUCUUUGGAUGCAGAUGCUAUCAGAGUUCUUUGGCCUAUAAAUAAAAAGUAUGUAUAAUAAAGCUGGUAAGUCUCCUGGCUCUACUUGUUGAAAAGGUGGAUAAGAGUAUCCUAUUCAGUGGAUAGUGCAAUCGUUUUUCCUAAUACUUAUCCACUGGAUAGUGAUUUCUCCAGUGAAUGGCUCUAUCUAACGUGUGAAUAACUGGGGCUGGGCCUGUCUUUCUGAAUUUUUUUUCUGGAUGAUCCAUCUUUGUUACGAGCCAUUUUACUAAAUUCCAUUGCAGAUGGUUACCCUUACAAAGAACAAGCAAAAACAUCCUAAAAACUGGGCAGAUGCACCUGCGUUUGUUCCGGUAAGCAAUAAUUUAAGGUGUUAUGUUGUACAGCAGCCUUUUUCCUCAAUACCUCUACUCUUUUGUUUGAGAAUGAUCAUCUAUUUAACCAGAUUAUUUUGAAAUCCAUCAUAAAUUCUUUGUCUCUAGGGUCAAACCUAUCAAGGAAUUAGUUCCUCUGGUAAAGAGACUGAUACUCCAAAACCAGUAAGUUUAAAUCUACUAGUUAAACUUCAAGUUGGCAUGUACAUUGUUUGUUGUAUCUAGGGAUGCUUAGCUGGUCAGCACACUUACGUAAAUACCACUUAAUAAACAUGUUCUCAUUCAGUCUGUACUUUAAAUUACAUACCAAGUUGAUUAGGUUUUUCUUCCUGGAUUUAUGGCCCAAAGACGAAGUGUGCAGUGCUAGCUAUGGCCAUGGAACCUCAAUUCUGGACAUUGGGCAAAGGAAAAUCCCAUUACCAGUUGUUUGAUCACUGGUCUCGAGAUUUAAAAAAAUAUGUAGAUUGAAUAACUUUCAAGCAUGAUUUCAAACUUCGUCAAGAAAUUUUAAAUGAUGUUAGGGCGUACAAACUGUAAAGAGUGCGGAGAUGGCAAUUGGCCCCACGUUAAAUGGAGUGAGUUUACAAUGGAUUUACCCCAUUAAUACAACCAGUAUUGGUCAGAAGAAUUCUUACAAAACUGUGCUUCCUGGCAUAAAAUCCCAGUCAUAUUAACAAGAUUGUCAAGAAAAGAAUGAGAGUUUUUAUUAAGUCUGGGCCAGAAUAAUACUGUUAGCAGUAAGUAGCUCUUCUUUCAUCAUGUAGGUUUCCAGUCCCUUAUCAUAUUCUGCAGCUGCACAGAGUGGCGUAGAGUUUGUAGAUGAACUUACUGAUGAACAGGCUGCCCAAAUGGUGAGUGUGAUGUUUUUUAAAGUUAGAUUUGUGGCAUAGUAAGCCCUUUUAUUUUUGGUGGCCACUGUCUACAUGUAUUUAGGGGCCAGUUAAUGAGAGUCCCAGCAGACACAUAUCCAGUAAAUCACUGAAAACAGAAUCUCUGUUAAUUAAGUGGUCAACCUCAGCAACCAGUUGUCCCUUCCCUGGGGACGGUCACUUGAUAAAGGUUUGACUCUAUUCUUUCCCACAUUCCUGUCAACAAAGGCACCAACUCAAGGCUUGGGUCCAGCAGACAAAUACGGUUAUUUGUAUGAAAAUUUCCACCCGAGCCUCAACGUCAUUUCUAUAUGUUUGCUCAUGGUAGCGGAAUAUGGGAAAGGUCCAUAUUCUUCAUGGUGUGGUUAUAUUGAAUAUCCUCAUCAAAUUAUACAAGGCAAUGGAACACCACCAAACAAUGGCUUUCAAAGACCAAAGCUGGUAAAGCAACCUUUAUUGAAAUAAUUUGAAUAUCCUCAUCAAACUGUAAGACUUAAUAUAAUUUUAACCAGAAACGAAAAAAAGCAUUCUCAUGCUAAAAUAAUUGCGUGCUAUAUUUUGCUAAAGCAAAAGUUACUUAACUAGGCCAAAACUGAUGAUCUCCUCUCUGCACUUGUCAGCUCUGUCCAUUUGCUGCAGCAGUAGGAGUUUGCCCUUUGGAAGAAAGGUAACAAAAGAGAUUUAUUUUGCUACUCAUUAACAACAAGUAUCUCGAUCAUAAGUAAUGGGGUGGUUUAAAUUUCCAGUAAGAUGACAGAGGAAGAAUGUUGCUGUUAAAUCACGCGUUUAGUGUGGUAUUGUUUAUCCCCAAAACUUCGCAGUCUCUAGCGGGGGCUCCAGUAGUUGAAAUAUGGAUUGUACUAGUCGGGUCCAUAAAGUUUCUUUCAAAGGUGUUUUACACUAAAAAACUAGCUAAUUAUAUUAUGCCUAGGGAUGGUGAAAUUCCAAGACGUUAAUGCCUUUCCUCGACUGAGAUUUCUGUGCCCUAAACUUGUGUCAAGUAUCAUGGUAAAGGUUAUGCUUUGACUCAUAAAUUAAAUUGAAUACUAUUUUUUAAAAUAUUUUUGUUUCUUACUUAUUUUUUGCUGAAAUGUUAUUUGUAUUAGUACUGUCUGCAUAAUAAGAAUUAUAGUUCUCGGUAAUCUUUUUGCUUAAAAUGAGUAGCAUACAAUUGCACCCAUAGCCGGUAAUCAUAUUGAGCUUGGGAAUUUAUCAAGGCAUUUAAAUGGACAACCUGUGCCUUCUAUCAGUAGUUUUAAUUUUGAAAAUGUAGCACAAAAAAGUCAGUUGCUUCCCAAGUAGUUCUACUAGUAGUGGCCUUACCAGCAGGUAGUUAUUUGGUGUGCUUAGUUUGUGGUUGAAAUAUAGCGGCGCAAAAGCUCUGAUGUCAAAGAUGUGGGACUAAGGGGGCAAUAGGAUUUUCUAAACAAUUAUCCAUGGGUUUACUUUGAUUAGUAAUUAUAGUUAUUCAGUCAAAUCUUUAGCCAGCUAGUUUUUAAGAGAGCUGAAAUUGCCUUUUUUGUGCAUUGUGAUCUUUUAAUAGUUGCAGUUAUUUACAUGGUUUAGAAUGCGAAUAUUGUGGUAACAGAUGCCUUCACCCAUAUGACACAACACAGCAACAAGGUUAGGGUCUUCCUUAUCACCCUAUUUACUUAACUCUUUUAAGGUGAUUUCUUUAAUUCUCAUGAGGGUUUGGUUACUGAAUGCUCAGAUAUUACAUACACAAAAUCUGAGUUGGAAUGAUACUAAUUGCAUUUCAUUUUGUUGUGUAGAACAUCAUCAGUUUUGUGUUGAGAGCCAUGAAAAAGACAUGGAACACUCCUUUGCGGUCCAAAGGUAAAAAUUACUUUAUGUGCAGGGUUGUCAUUAAGAGCCGGGGGCUGGGGAUUUUCCCCGGCUACUAAAAGAAUGGCCCCCGGCUACUUUUAUUGGAAACUAGAAGAAAAAUAGAACCAAAAGAAAUCCCUGGCCGUUUGAUUCCCCGCCUACUUGUUGUAUUUACCCGGCAACUUGAAAUCUUAGUGACGACCCUGAUGUGUUUGUAAGUAAUAUUGUUAACGCCUUUGGUUUUGAUUAGAGUUAACCGUAUCUGAUUCCCACACCUAGCCAAUGAAGUCUAAAAAAAGUUGAUUUUUGCUAGACAGGGUCAUUAACUUAUCUCAGUUCAUAUGCACGUUCUGUUUUCAAAACGCAACGUCUCGAAAAUCCGCAGAAUCAUCCUUUCUUCACACAGAACGGUAUUAGAAUGUGAUGAUUUACUGAACAGAUGUAAUUAAUUUAUUUUUAAUUACCAAUUUAAGUGUAAAUGUUGCUUAUCUGUUAAGCCCGGGUCAAAAACCGUUCUUCAGAUGAGUAUAAUUUUUGUUUAUUAUAAAUAAAAGAAAUAGUGGACACCCAAAAACUGCUUUAAAAAUUUUUGCGAUUGUUUUCUUUAAAAAUAAGCACCUCCUAAAUAAAUUUAAAGUAAAAAUAAAAUUUAAAAACAAAUUUGGCGAUCAGUUGAAACUGUAAUUUAAAAGAUUUUUUUUUUGUACAGAGACAAGCCGCUAUACAUGCUUAGCAUUCGCAAUUUAUCUCAGUGCGCCCUUUGAUUUAACUUGUUAUGUUAAAAAGGUUUUGUUUUCUUUUUUGCUUUGUUGCAGGAGCGAGGGUGUGGCUUGUGGAAUCUGUUUAGAGGUAGUGCGGUCAAAAGAAAUCCCAAGUGAACAGAGAUUUGGAAUUCUAAGUUAGUAGUUUUGUGGUAUUGUACAGCGGUUUUUUUGAUUUAAGAUAGAGGGAUUAAAUACGAGAGAAGCGAGUCAUGUAUGGUGUUGUGGAAGGGAAGUAUCCCCUUCUAUAAAUCUUGGCACGCUUCAACGAGUGGAGUAGACUUUGCUGAAUAUAACGGUUGUACGUUUUUGUAUUGAAAGCAAUUCCCUUUGCAGAAAAAUGCCCUCAAAAACCUGAAACUUGUGUCAAAAGAAGAAUCACUGGAACACUAAUUUUUGUUAGGAGUACUAUCCCAACCAAAAAAAAGAAAACAACAAAAAAAGCAGGACUGUCUCUUCUGAAUUUGUUGGUUACUGGCUAAACUAAAUAAUGUUGCUGCAGAAACAUUGUUUCUUCUUAUGUGACUAAACCAGGAAACAUUUCAUUGGAAGCAAAAUUUGCGUACAGGAAGUGUGAAUUAACUAAUUACUGUUUCGCCCUGGAAUCGCAACAUUCAAUUUUCGCGAAGUAAAAGUUGGAAAUAUUUGCUUCUGCAACAAUAUAAUGUUGCAAGAUCAGUGUUUCCUGGUUCACCCAUUUCCUGGGAGUUACGAAAUCUGACUAAAGGUAGUUAUUCUUUUGUUUUAGCUGACUGUAACCAUGCUUUCUGUUUGUCGUGUAUUCGUCGCUGGAGAAACACAUCUCUAUCAACAAACAAGGUUGUCAGGUAAUUAUACUUAGAUGGAUCCUAGCAGCUCAGUUGAAAAACAGCGGGGAACUCCCUCGUAGAUCCCACCCUCUUGACCGUAAAAAGAUGGUGCCGAUUGUCCACUCUUUUCAGACUUGUAGAAGCUAAGUUUUCGACACACUAACCUGCCUCGCGAAACGUCCUCAGCGGCGAAUGGCGAGGAGAAACGGCUGUUUUCGCAGGGACACACGCGAUACGUGUUAAUGAUCAGAGGUCCAGUUUUCGUUGCGGAAUGAACUCUGACUUUUAACCUUUGAAGACGGUCCUCGUAAGAUGUCCUUGGAACAAUCCAAGCUCAAGCUUUUAAUUGAUGUGUAACUAUUCACCAUCACCAUGUUAUUUCCUUGUCCCCAGGCCUCAUUUUUCCGCGCGGCCCAUGCCUUUCAGGUCACGUGGGCCGAGCGAUUUGUGUUUCUCCCGGCCGUAGUCUCGGAUACGUCACCAAAAAGCAUUGACCGAGAGGGCCUGGAAAGACACCGUGGAGGGACUUGGCAAACCAUGAUACACCUUAUUUAAUCUCCCCCCCCCAUUCCCCCCCGCCGCCCCUGCGUUGUCGUUAAUUUUCCUUGGGACGACUGUAAUACCCGGGAGAAAUUGGAGGCAAUGAUUAUGAAAAUUGUUGGGGGGUAAACAAGGUUACGCGUAUUAUGGGCAGUGUGAAAAUGGUGAAUUUAGUCCGUCUAAUAAAAAAAUAUGGCGUCUCAUCUGUUUUGUAGUAUUUCAAAUAUACGCUGAUACGCUGUGAAGUAGAGGCAACCAUUAGGUUGAAGUCAGUUUUGUUGUACAACCAGGAUCGUUAAAAAGAGAUCAAAGAAAUCUUAAUUGAAAUUAGCAUUCUUCUAGUGAUAUUAGAAGAUAAUUCUCGUUAUGUUUUUUCCUUCCUUAGAACAUGCCCUAUUUGUCGAGUACCUUCUGCAUUUGUCACUCCGGUAAGCCAUUCCUCUUUCGCGGUUUCUUUUUCAAUUGCCUAGCCAUUGAAAGAGCCAUCGUUUAAAGGAUUUUCCUCAAAAGAAAUUCGUUACUCUUUUGAGUGACAUCAGCUUUCCUGCUGAACAAACACGGACCAUGUUUUGUUUAUUUUAACCACCCAAGUUGCGUGACGUCAUUAACAUGCGUUUAAGUCACGUGAAGCUGGCUCAAUUAAUAGGGACUGCGUUGCUUAAAUCAGAUUCUUUUUGUACAAUAUCAUAAUGCAACUCGCUCGUCACUCGGAUGAGAGCCCGUCCUGCUGAGCGGGAGGUCGUGAGUUCACUCCCGGCCGGACCACCAGAAACUGGGCAAGAAAGUGCUCGUUGUGCUUAAGAGUACUUUUCUCAGUUUAGGUGAUCGUUUCUUAAGAGGUGACGUUAAGUUAUUGGCUAGUCUUCUUUUUCCUUACAUAUCUACAUUUACAUACAACUAUUUCAAAAAACGUUGUUGGAAGAAAAGUAAAAAGCCUUUAAGCCACGACUGCAAGGUGGUAUGUGAUUUUUCUAAUGACUUGCAAUUCCUGCACUGAUAAAGGAAGUGUUGGGCCGCAGGGCAUGAGGUACAUGGAGUAGACUGUAGAGGCCGUUUUACGUAUGUCCCUGCACAUUAUGUUAGGGUCGUAACGUUUUUUGAAAUAGCUGUAUACAAACUUCAAGGUUUAUAUCAGUUACAAGCAGGGCAGUCAAUAAGUUUUUAAGCAGCCGUUUCAUUAAAGGUGUCACCUGUAGCAUUUCUGUACGUGGCACGCUAGCCUGGACUUCGAAAUAGGAAAGUGGUACCGUUCCAACACCGUUCCUAAUUCUUAUGGUAUAACUCAACUAAAAGGGAUUGGCGUUUGUAUAUUCUAGAGUGAGAUAUGGGUCGAAGAUCCAGCAGAGAAAAAGAAGCUUAUUGGCGGUUAUAAAGCAGCUUUGAAGUAAGUGGCCUGUUUAUUGGUUGAUGUUGUUGUUUCUAAGAUGUUGUUUUUUCUAAGAAAUUGAGGUCGGUUUAGUGACGUAAUUAUUUGUUAUUAAUUGGGCGAGGUAGUGAGAAUUUCAACUGGCAGCCUGUGCAUACUGCAAUCACAAGCGUUUUGGACUGUUUGUCAUAGACGAAUCUCUUUGUUCAUUUUUUUUGUCUCAUUAACAUAUGCUCAUAAUUAUCUGAUGAGGCUAAUAAAAUCAUGUUUAAAACAUCUGAAUAUUGAAAGAGCAGAACAAUUUCAGUUGUCUCUUAAAAUUUGAGUCCGAUAUACCCAAUGGUUUCGGAGAAAUUCUCUUUUGGAAAACUCGAAAUUUUACAAAGAUGUGUGGCUCAUUUACAUUUUCGCCACCCAGCAAUUUCGCAGUUUCCGCUGGCUGAUAUUUCCUUCAAUAUUUAUUUGUUGCAAAGAGCUGAAAAAUGCACAAAUUGCUCAAGUUUAUCAGCUCUUUCAGCUUUUGAAUUUAGUUCGUAUAUACGCGCAGGGCUUCUAUGAGUUAAGUCGUAUGCUAAUGAGGAAAAAUGUAAACAUUGACGUCGGCAAAGAUUGGCCAAUUUUGUUGUAGCAGUAUAUGGAUUUUGGAAACUAGCUGUAUCUUCGUUUUGCAGGGAAAAGCCUUGUAGAUAUUUUGCGCAAGGAACGGGGACAUGUCCGUUUGGAUCCAGUUGCUUCUAUAAACAUGGUAAGAAACGUGCCGUACAUAAACAUGGAUAUCUCUAGUAAACGUGCGACGUCGACGACGGCAGUGCGUCCCUAAAAAAUGAAUAGAUUUGGACCCGCUCAAUAUGUGAAAUGGCGACUUUUCCUGUUGAAAUCAAGUUCAAAAAGAGGAAGGAAAAUUCGUCGUCGUAUGUCCACGUCCUCCAUAAAACGUCAAAUUAGGAAGUUUCACGUCGUAGUCGUGCAGUGGACGUCAAAGCAAUGUACUAAAAAGCGUGAUGCACGUGCAGAGCUGUUGUUUUGAUCAUUAAACCUACUGUUUUUUUGAAGUCGUCGAUGUUGUCGUCGUAGUUUGUUAAGCUCCCUAGUGUCGUCACGCAACGCCGCCCCUCCCUAUUGCGUGACUACACCGUGUCGCUAGAUGCAAUUCGUUUGUCGUUUGAUGUAAACGUCAUGCUUAACCUCUAUUCUUUUGUCUGUCACGUAAGAGUCUGGACGGGGAUUUCCUGAUCCCGCAUCCCGCACUUUUUUUUAUCACUUUCCCGAAUACCGUUUUUCUUUUCUUUUUUUUUUUUUACGUCAAAAUACAUACGCUAAAAAAGACUAAUUGCUGUUAAAGCUAAUAACUCUAAGAUGUAGAUUGGCUUUUUCGAUCCCCCAUCCCGUGCACGAAAUUUUGGUGAAUCCCGUUUCUCGGGUAACAGUCAAAUUUACAAAAUGAAUUACACAGCUGUGACAAGGCCCUUUUCAUUUUCAGCUUAUCCAGAUGGAAGAAUCGAAGAAGUGAAGUUGAGGCAUUGUAAUACUUCUCGAGGAGACACAAAAAUCAUAGAAACGUACAGGUUAGUUAAAAACGUCAAACUCCGAGUAUUAAGCAAAAUAGCUGGUGACAUGUUGUGAGCAGACCGCUCUCAUCUUCCUUCUUAAUUGCUGGUUUGUACGUGACGUCACGGCAGCCAUGUUGAUGGUCAAGAACAAAGGCAUUUCUCUCCUCUGGGAACUAAAUUGUUUUUUCAUGUAAAUUCUUAGAGAAAAAUUUCUACUGUAUUGACCCCCAAACUGGCCGCCUUGUCACGUGGCUGCAAACGAAGAAUCGGUUCUCCUUCCCAUACCAAUAACGCACUGGUUCCAGUUUUUCAAAAGGCGGAUAAGGCUAUCCACGGGAUAACGCAAUUGUUUCUCCUAAUACUUAUCCGCUGGAUAGUGACUUAUCCGGUGGAUAGCGUUAUCCAAUGUUAAAACAGCUAGGGCCUGAACUCUACAAUAGGGAACGUAAGAUUCAAGGACAGCGACGGUAUCGAAAACGUCGCUCAAAAAGUAAAAACGUGUUAUUUCAAUCUAAAUGCGAGUAUUCCAUUUCACUUACUUUGUCAAAUGUAGGCGAACUCUCCUGGAGUUGAAUUCCUAUGAACCAUAUCCAAGUUCAGAAAGAGAAAGUAAACUUCGUGGUGGCUUCUUUACGUCCUCCAUAAAACGAGAAAUUAGGCAUUUUCACGUCGUAGUCGUGCUGUGGCGGUAAAGAGAUGUACAAAAAAAGCGUGAUGCACGUGCAGAGUUGUUGUUGUGCUUGUUUAACCUAUAGAACGUUUUCACUAACGUGGCCAGCAUCUAUGCUAAUUUAUAGGAACAAAAGAAAGCGUUUACAUAAGAAAAGAAUUCAACUCCCAGAGGAUUGUCUUGGUAAACCAACAUGGCCGCCGUUUCAUUGUUUUUGGAACAUCAAUAUGGCCGCCGUGACGUCACUCGUGAGAAAACGCUCGGCCGUCGCUUUUGUCCGAUCGCAAAAAGGCUAAAAUAGCCUCGGCCGUCAAACCCUUUUUUUGUCCGAUCGCAUUUAAAUGUCCCCAUUAUAAUGCAAAUGCAUGAAUGUUAUCCCCGGGAGAUUUGAAUUGGGUAAAAUUGCAAGAGGUCCUAGAGGUCCUAGAAGUAGGCCUCUGGUCUACGAUAACCUUGUGAAAGACAGGAUUACUCCAACAUUCUAAUGCAAAAGAGAAUCUUUGCUUCCUUCUCUAUGUAGCGAAUUUCGCGCCCAUUUCUUUGUAACUCCAUAAACCGACUAAGUCACUAUCCACUGGAUAAAGCAACUGCUUUCCUAAUAUCUAUCCACUGGAGAGGGAUUUAUCCAGUCAAUAGCUGUAACCAUGUGUUGAAGUGCUUUCAAAGCCAGUUUAUUUCCACGCCGAUACUCUUUUUGGAUGCGUUGUUUUAUCAUUAUUUUAUAACCCCUUCUUCUUAUGUCGUCAGAUUGUGGGAUUUUCUGGAAGCUCUCGAAGAAGAAAGAACAGGAGGAGAAUUCAGUAUAAUUGUUUGGACAGACUCGGAUUCCGACUCUGAUUAA
Porites lobata is the source of this 15611-nucleotide messenger RNA. The record is from the annotation of a GenBank genome assembly. NCBI's taxonomy places the organism in Eukaryota, Metazoa, Cnidaria, Anthozoa, Scleractinia, Poritidae.